AUGGCGAGAACGAAGCAUUUCGCAAGACGAGGUCAGAAUCGAACAGAUUUCGAAUCUGAAAUUGUAGAUGCUAACGUUUCCUCUUCGCCGGCGGCAGGUCCGAGUACGACUCCGGCGAGAAGGGCUAGUGAAGAUGGAGAUGAUGCUCAACAAACAACUCCUGCAACUUCACCAGCUACUGGUAGUAAAAAUAGUAAAGGAGGAGCUAAGAGAACUAUGCCACAAAGUUCACAGAAGAAGCCUCAUCGAUACAGGCCAGGAACCGCUGCUCUGAGAGAGAUUCGCAAAUUCCAGAAGUCCACAAAACUUCUAAUUCCUGCUGCUAGUUUUAUCAGAGAAGUGAAAGAUAUAACCUAUACUUAUGCUCCUCCGCAAAUCACUCGUUGGACAGCUGAAGCUCUUGUAGCUAUCCAAGAGGCGGCAGAAGAUUACUUAGUUGGUUUGUUCUCAGAUUCAAUGCUUUGUGCUGUUCAUGCAAGACGUGUUACUCUAAUGAGAAAAGACUUUGAGCUUGCACGCCGGCUUGGAGGAAAAGGCAGACCAUGGUGA
Messenger RNA from Arabis nemorensis, 549 nucleotides. The record is from the annotation of a GenBank genome assembly. NCBI's taxonomy places the organism in Eukaryota, Viridiplantae, Streptophyta, Magnoliopsida, Brassicales, Brassicaceae.